This is a messenger RNA of Brassica rapa (field mustard), 2307 nucleotides long. Its product is annotated as transcription factor CPC. Gene Ontology annotation, molecular function: transcription cis-regulatory region binding. Gene Ontology annotation, biological process: regulation of DNA-templated transcription; cell differentiation. Lineage: Eukaryota; Viridiplantae; Streptophyta; Magnoliopsida; Brassicales; Brassicaceae. Gene Ontology annotation, cellular component: nucleus. The record is from RefSeq and is a predicted model, not a curated record.
AUUUAGUGUCAUUAAUCAAUAAUACUUAUGGGCCAUUUAGUAUUAUGGGUUUAGUCACACUCAGAUACAAUUAUUAAUGUUUUAGUGUUCUAAAAAUGAAUAUUUUACUCUUUAGAAUACAUUAUCACUUUCCAAUUGCACUGCUCCAUACUAGUGCUGGGAAUAUGAGAUAUUAUUCGUAGGUCCUGCCCCGUUUGAUCUGUUGCGGAUUACCCGCAAAUUUCAGCAGGGCGGAUACGGGUAUAUCAUUUUUUCUUCGUGGGUUAUGCGAAUCAGAAUUAUAAAAAAAUGAAUCGACUCGCGGUUUAGCGAGUCAGAUAGGACGUAUUGAUCAGCGAAAUCCAACUCUGCUUCAUAUACACUUUCUCUUUGUGCAAUGUCCUUUUCGUUGGACAAGCUAAAGUCUCUUAAAGUAACUACCAACUAAAAUUGUCCUAACUAAACAAAAAACACAACCAAACAACAAGACCUCUUUUCGUUGGACAGAAGGACAUUUCAUCGAAAACACUUAUUGGACUCCGUGAAAGUGCUCUACAAGUAGAUUAUGUCUCAUAAAAGAUAAAAAGUGUCUAUCUGGUAAUGCUCUCUCUAAAAAUUUGGUGCAUGUGUUCGCCUAAUCAACAAAUUAUGUAUGAACGAAUUGUUUUUUCAAAUUGUUUUUUUUAAGAAUCGAUCUAAAUUAAAUAUUCAAAGAACUGGUCCAGGCAUCCGUUCAAACACUAGUUAUCUAUUUAUCUUAUAUGUCUAAGUAACCACCGCCCUAACGAUUUUUUGAGCAAUGGUUAAGACCAAAUAAAAGUCAUACGAGGUGCAUACUCAUCACAACGUUGGCAUGGUUUUAGAUUGUUUUGGUUAAUUCAAGUCAUCGCUAUAGUGUGUUUUAGAGCAUGCAUUGAAAAGAUUGAACGUUUUCAAUGUUUUAUAUACAUCUUCCAAAAAAUGUAAGUAGAGCAGCUAUUCAUCUUAAUGUAUAGACUUAUCUCACCUUCUCACUUCAUAUUUUACACGCAAUCUGAAAACAAAAAAAAGUAUUUUAAUAGCGAGAGAAGGUUAGUCUCAUACAGUGUAUUUUCAAUUAUCUUUUUUGGUUGAUUAAAUAUCAUUUCUUUAACCAUCACAUGUAUGAAUAUUUGUUGUUAGAUACUUGUCUGAAUCGUGCCUUUUCCGAGUCCCAAGCUUUAUAUGGAAACAAAUGUGAUUCUCUGCUCUUGAUGUCACUCCAUUUGUCUAACUCCUUAUAUGACAUAAGAGUCACCCCUUGAAGUAUAUGAUUAAACAGAUCUCGAGAUGCGGUUAAAGCAUAUUUGUAAUCAAUAUAUGCUAAUUAAUUAACAAAAUAAGUAUGAUACCGGAUCGUUUGGUCUAGAGAUUUGUUUCGAGCUAACUAUUCUUCUCUUUACCCUCUUUUUUCCCUCUCGUUUGAUUACAAUAUCAGUAUUAUUUAUUUGGGUGUUCUCUUCUACCAAACUUUCCUCUUAUUAUAUCAAACUUUCAAAUGGAAUGUCCGAGACUUUUCUUGCAAAACAAAUCACUAGUGUUAUUAUUGUAUUGUUAUGUUUUCGAUUUAAUAACUAUCUUAUAGCUUUGACAGAUUUUUUUUUAUCUAUUUAAUUUGUUAGAUUUCCAAUAUAGUUUAUGAAAAAAAAUCUUUGUGUUUGGAAUUCAAUAAGUUUAGUUGGCACAUUAUUAAUUCAUGUUAAACGAAGCUAUUAUAAGAAAAGAACAGCCAUAAUAGUAGGGACAUAUUCGACUUUUACAAGGUCAACCUCAGAGAAGCUCCUUCCGUUCCUACAACCGCAAGUCAAAGGUUUGAAGAUGUUAUUAUAGAAGUAGUUAUGGUUGUAUCUGUCGUUCUUCUAUCUGAUGAACGAGGCCGUUGAAGCCAACACACAGACAACGGUAAAAAUGGAUAGACGACGUCGUAGACAGAGCAAGGCCAAAGCGUCGUGUUCCGAAGAAGUGAGUAGCAUAGAAUGGGAAGCUGUGAAGAUGACGGAGGAAGAAGAAGAUCUCAUUUCUCGGAUGUAUAAACUCGUCGGAGACAGGUGGGAAUUGAUAGCCGGAAGGAUUCCAGGACGGACGCCGGAGGAGAUAGAAAGAUAUUGGCUUAUGAAACACGGUGUCGUUUUUGCCAACCGACCAAGAGAUUUUGUUAGGAGAUGAUAAACGUAUUUUUUUCUUUUUUUUAAUUCACAAGACAAGAAAAAAGGAAAGUAUUGUCCUUUGGAUUACUAUUUUGGAAUGUAUAAUCAUCUCUAUAUAUAUUUUUUUCUUAGGAGCUUUAAUUUAUUAUCAUUGAUUCUAUAA